CUUCCUCUUCAGAUCAAUCUUCCUCUUUAUAUCCGAGUCAGAGAUGGCGCCGCUCCACCUGCUGUGUAUACUAGUUUCUGCAGUUUCUACAGAAAUCAUCAACGGGACAGGUGUCCGUGUGUCUACAGAAAAGUUAUCACAGCCUGAAUUGACGGUUAAAUCUCCCUAUGUGAUGACCGGACACACGAAGACUAUUGACUGCAUCUCCAGGAACGGCUCUCUCCCCAUCACUUACACCCUAUUCAUCAACAAGACGUUUGUAGAGAAAAGGACGCUGCCAGUGGACAGAAGAGUCACCUCCAAUGUCACUGUGGAGGAGAGGACAGUGCCAGAGGACAGAAGAGUCACCUCCAACGUCACUGUGGAGAAGAGGACCGUGCCAGAGGAGAGAGGACCCACCUCCAAUGUCACUGUGGAGGAGAGGACAGUGCCAGAGGAGAGAGGAGCCACCUUCAAUGUCACCAUCUACAAUGAGACUAGCCUCGGACCUUAUAAAUGCAAAGCCAACAACAGCCUGAUGCUACCUGUGUACAGUGAGGAGCUCACAUUUACACUACAAGAAAAGUUAUCACAGCCUGAAAUGACGGUUAAAUCUCCCAAUGUGAUGACCGGACACACGAAGACCAUCCACUGCAUCUCCAGGAACGGCUCUCUCCCCAUCACUUACACCCUAUUCAUUAAUAAGACAUUUGUGGAGAAGAGGACCGUGCCAGAGGAGAGAGGAGCCACCUCCAACGUCACUGUGGAGGAGAGGACAGUGCAAGAGGAGAGAGGAGCCACCUUCAAUGUCACCAUCUACAAUGAGACUAGCCUCGGACCUUAUAAAUGCAAAGCCAACAACAGCCUGAUGAUACCUGUGUACAGUGAGGAGCUCACAUUUACACUACAAGUGGAAAAGAACCGACGAGGGUACCUGGAGUGGCUGAUCCCUGUCCUCACACUGAUUGGGAUCCUGGUGAUCAUUGCAUUUAUAGGACUUGCCAGACAUAAGAAAGGCAGGGCGAGGCGUCAGGAGGAUCAGUAUUGUGUUGUGGGACCAAUAAACGGAAGAGAAGAUGGGAGUAAGCGGUGCGAGGAUCAGGACAUAGAGUACUGCAGUAUGGUGCUGAGGGGACCAGCCAGAGCUGCCAUCAGGACUGAAGAGUCGGUGGAAUACAUGACAGUGGCGAUAAAAAGAUCCUAGUACGAUCAAUACGGAGUCGUCGGGCGGCCAUGACACCUCAGACACUAUAGUGGCUAUAACAGAGGGCGAAGAUGUGACUACACCCAGGUUUAUUGCACAGAAUCGCUGACCAGCGUCUCAUCCUUGUCUCGUGGAUGAUGGGAGUAUUCAUUUCCUUUGUCUAUAAAUAUUUACAUGAAA
Molecule: messenger RNA, 1363 nt
Organism: Bufo bufo (common toad)
Lineage: Eukaryota; Metazoa; Chordata; Amphibia; Anura; Bufonidae
Gene: MILR1
Product: mast cell immunoglobulin like receptor 1
Exons: 9
Coding region: 44-1183 (379 amino acids)
Biological process (GO): cell surface receptor signaling pathway
Molecular function (GO): transmembrane signaling receptor activity
Source: RefSeq, a predicted model, not a curated record